This is a messenger RNA of Aspergillus saccharolyticus JOP 1030-1, 1954 nucleotides long. RefSeq names its product histidine acid phosphatase. Gene Ontology annotation, molecular function: phosphatase activity. NCBI's taxonomy places the organism in Eukaryota, Fungi, Ascomycota, Eurotiomycetes, Eurotiales, Aspergillaceae. The record is from RefSeq and is a predicted model, not a curated record. Gene Ontology annotation, biological process: dephosphorylation. The coding region runs from base 275 to 1687 and encodes 470 amino acids. The transcript has a single exon.
CUCCGAAUCAACCUGCCAAGUUAAGUAAUCAUGUCACCCAAUGAUUCUUCUCUUUUGUUCACCUGCGGACCCCGCCGCAAACAACCUCCAUGAUCAAAGCAAGCCCUUCUCCGCGGCAGACGCCGGGGUUCCGUCCGUCGGCCGUGGUUCUCUCCUCUUAUAGACCGUUCUGGCUGCUGCUCUCCCCUCAGUCUUCUUCCCCUCACCAUCAUCGCCUUCUCUCCCUCCUACAUCUCGGUGAAGAAGACCUCGUGGCAGUCAUCCUUCACUAAGUAUGCGGUCCUCUACUCAGCACUCCAGUCUCGUUCUCGCUUUGCUGGCCCUACCUCUAGCUCUACCAGCAUCAGCAGAGAGAAUUCUCGGGGCUUAUAUCUUUGCUCGUCAUGGAGAUCGAACGGCCAAGGUGCUGAAGAAUACGGAGCUAACCGACCUGGGCUACAGCGAGGUUUAUCAGACGGGCAGCUACUGGCGUAGCCGGUAUAUCGACUCGAACUCGUCUCUCCAGAUUCAAGGUAUCAACGAGAACAUCGUGAAGCUGAGCCAGAUCAGUGCCUCAUCGCCGUCUGAUGAUGUGCUUCAGAACUCGGCUACGGGUUUUCUCCAGGGUGUCUACCCCCCUGUGGGCUCAUCAGCCAACCAGACCCUGGCUAACGGCAGUACGAUCGACUCUCCUCUGAAUGGAUACCAGCUCAUUCCAAUCGCCGUGACCGAGUCUGGUUCGAACAGCGAGGACACGGCCUGGCUGCAGAGCUCGACCGAGUGCCAGAAUGCCGAGGUCAGCAGCAACAACUACUAUUCGUCGGCACUCUACAACUCUCUGCUUUCCUCCACCAAGGACUUCUACCAGUCCCUGUCAUCUCUACUAAAUGGAACUUUCUCCGACUCUCAGAUGAGCUUCAAGAACGCGUACACGAUUUUCGACUACCUCAAUGUUGGGUACAUUCACAACACCACUAAUGUCCCCACCGAGGAACAGCUUCACCAGGCCUUCCUCCUGGCCAAUAUCGAGCAGUACAAUCUGGCCUACAACUCUUCGGAAACCAUCCGCGCCAUCGCCGGUCAGAUCCUUGCGGGAGAUGUGCUCCUCGGCCUGAAUGACACCAUCACCUCCAAGGGCAAAUCCAAGCUGAACGUCCAGUUCGGCUCGUACGGCACGUUCAUGUCUUACUUCGGUGUGGCCCAGCUGCCCGCUGCGGACGUCAACUUCACGGGUAUGCCCGAUUACGCUUCCUCCAUGGCAUGGGAGCUGGUCACCAACUCUACGGAUUCUUUCCCUUCUACCUCCGACAUCAGCGUGCGCUUUGUCUUCCAUAAUGGUACUCUCUCGUCCGGCACGCCGACCGAGUACCCGCUGUAUGGCAAGUCGAGCUCUACCAUCUCCUGGGCGGAGUUCUCCGAGCUCACGAGCAAGAUUGCCGUGACCUCGACCAAGCAGUGGUGUAGUGUGUGUGGCAACACUGACGGGGAAUGUGCCGCUUUGUCAACCAGCUCGAACACCACGACCACCACUUCGUCGCAGUCGAAGGGUAGUGGUGGCGUUUCCAGGCCCGUAGCCGGUGUCAUCGGUGCGAUGGUGACCCUGGCGGUGAUUCUCGGUCUCGAGGCACUGCUGCUCCUUGCGGGGGGAUUCCGCAUCACCAAGAAGCGCGCGUCUGUUGCUGCCGCUGCAGCUGGUUCUGAGAAAUAGCCCGGUAAGCGAUGAAGGUAAUCAGGUUCUGUGACUAGGGCGGUAAUGACUGGAUGAUUUAUGGUAGGAUAGUCAUUCAUUUAAAAUGAUUUUAUGCAAUCAUGAUUCGAGAGAUAGCGAAAGGACUCACAAAAACUUCACCAAGAUCUUCCCAAUCGUAUCUUAUCACUUCACUCGUAUCGAUACACCAGGGUCGAGGUGCUACUCGAGGCAUGACCACUAAAGAGUCAGAAACCAUGACACCACUUUAGCAAAUGGAAGUUUAUC